AUGAGUUUUUUUGAUGCGGAUUUUUAUGUCUUUUCUGCGCAGCAGUGUUUCCUUCAGAUCAUUCCUUCGAUAGCUGCUUUAUUUCUUAGAGCGUACUUUUUGUCUUCUGAGGAACUGAAAUUGCACGGUCAAAUAGAAUCUAUUGCUAUGAAGAGCCCUAAGGAACGUACAGCUCUGAUCGAAGAAAUCGCGAUGUCCUGUGAACUUCAAGAAGAAUAUGACUGGCUGAAGGCAAUAUUGCGAAAAGUGGAAAAUGACAUUCUACAAAAGAUGAACAAGCAAGGAGCUAUUGCCAAGGAGAAGCGAGAAGUCAAGUUGGAACGGAAUAAGGCUGAGAAAGAUCAACAAAUGAAAGAUGACUUGGAAAGCGAAAUUUCCUAUCAGCGCCCACUAUAUAUCCAAGUGAAGCAGGAAGCACUCCAUGUGGAAAGCAAGCUGGAAAAUGGUAAUAAUGUGUUGAAUGGUGCACAGAAACUCGCUCAGAAAACUGAACAGCAGGCGGAGAUGCUUGAGAAAGCUGCAUGAUUGUGCGGAAUGUACUACGCUCAAAUAAGAGGAUUGGCAAUGGGUCAACGACUGGCACCAAGUCUUGCCAUUGCGUUUAUGUCUAAGGUGGAAGCACCAGCGACCGAUUUCGGGCCUCCACUCUACUGUAAAUAUAUAGAUGAUAUAGAUGACCUUUAUAGAUGA
Messenger RNA from Angiostrongylus costaricensis, 690 nucleotides. The record is from the annotation of a GenBank genome assembly. NCBI's taxonomy places the organism in Eukaryota, Metazoa, Nematoda, Chromadorea, Rhabditida, Metastrongylidae.